CCAUCUCUCCACUCUCCGCUCUCCUCCCUCCCUCCUCCCCCCUCCACCCUCUGGGCCGGAUCUCGUCUCGCUGAGGCGGAGGAGGAGAAGGAGGAGGAGGAGGACGUUCGGCCUGCGCAGUGAGAUGUUUGUCCGUCGCCGCCGCCGCCGCCAUCGCGGAGAAGCGCGAUAAAGGCAGCCGAGCCCGGCGCGAGGGGAAGCCCGCGGAGCCGCCGCGCCAGCUCAGCCCGAGCCCGAGCCGCCCGAGCCCGAGCCGCCGCCCCCGCUGCCGCGGCCGCCCAGGGGCCGGCCCGCCGCCCAGCCCAGCCCGGGGGCCGCGCCGCCGCCCCCCGCCGAGCCCCGCGGCCGCCCUCCCGCCUUCAAUGUGACACCGGCGCCUCGGAGUGCGAGCCGCAGCAGCCGCCGCCGCCGCCACCGGGGAGGGGCCGAGCACCAUGUCGAAUCUGAGCAAAGGCACGGGCAGCCGGAAGGACACCAAGAUGCGGAUCCGGGCCUUUCCGAUGACCAUGGAUGAAAAAUAUGUAAACAGCAUUUGGGACCUUCUGAAAAAUGCUAUUCAAGAAAUCCAGCGUAAGAAUAACAGUGGUCUUAGUUUUGAGGAGCUCUAUAGAAAUGCAUAUACAAUGGUUUUGCAUAAGCAUGGAGAAAAGCUCUACACUGGACUAAGAGAAGUUGUUACUGAACAUCUCAUAAAUAAGGUGCGAGAAGAUGUACUAAAUUCAUUGAAUAACAACUUUCUUCAAACAUUAAAUCAAGCUUGGAAUGAUCAUCAAACAGCCAUGGUGAUGAUUAGAGAUAUACUAAUGUAUAUGGACCGUGUGUAUGUACAACAAAAUAAUGUAGAAAAUGUCUACAAUUUGGGAUUAAUAAUUUUUCGAGAUCAAGUUGUACGUUAUGGGUGUAUUAGGGAUCAUCUUCGGCAAACUUUAUUGGAUAUGAUUGCCAGAGAGCGGAAAGGAGAAGUUGUAGACAGAGGAGCAAUAAGAAAUGCUUGCCAGAUGUUAAUGAUUUUAGGUCUUGAAGGAAGAUCAGUCUAUGAGGAAGAUUUUGAAGCUCCUUUUUUGGAAAUGUCUGCAGAAUUUUUUCAGAUGGAAAGCCAGAAAUUUUUAGCAGAAAAUAGUGCUUCGGUGUAUAUAAAGAAAGUAGAAGCUAGAAUUAAUGAGGAAAUAGAGCGGGUGAUGCACUGCCUUGACAAAUCUACCGAAGAGCCCAUUGUCAAGGUGGUUGAGAGGGAACUCAUUUCCAAGCACAUGAAGACUAUUGUAGAAAUGGAGAAUUCUGGGCUAGUACAUAUGUUGAAAAACGGAAAGACAGAAGAUCUUGCUUGCAUGUACAAAUUAUUUAGUCGUGUGCCAAAUGGUUUGAAGACAAUGUGUGAAUGUAUGAGUUCUUAUUUGAGGGAACAAGGAAAAGCCCUUGUUUCUGAGGAAGGCGAAGGGAAGAAUCCUGUUGACUAUAUCCAGGGCUUAUUGGAUCUGAAGAGUAGGUUUGAUCGCUUCCUCCAAGAAUCCUUCAAUAAUGACCGACUCUUUAAACAGACUAUUGCUGGGGACUUCGAGUAUUUCCUAAACCUCAACUCCAGGUCUCCUGAAUACCUCUCAUUAUUUAUUGAUGAUAAGCUGAAAAAGGGAGUCAAAGGGCUAACAGAACAAGAAGUAGAAACGAUAUUGGAUAAGGCUAUGGUCCUUUUUAGGUUUAUGCAAGAAAAAGAUGUAUUUGAACGUUAUUAUAAACAGCACCUGGCAAGGAGACUGCUCACGAAUAAAAGUGUUUCUGAUGAUUCUGAAAAAAAUAUGAUUUCUAAAUUAAAGACUGAGUGUGGGUGUCAGUUCACAUCAAAACUGGAAGGAAUGUUUAGGGAUAUGAGCAUCUCAAACACAACUAUGGAUGAGUUCAGGCAACAUCUACAGGCAACGGGGGUAUCUUUAGGUGGCGUUGAUCUCACAGUCCGGGUUCUCACAACGGGAUAUUGGCCCACUCAGUCAGCCACACCAAAGUGCAACAUCCCACCAGCACCAAGACAUGCUUUUGAGAUAUUUAGAAGGUUCUACUUAGCCAAACACAGUGGUCGACAGCUCACACUCCAGCAUCACAUGGGUUCUGCAGAUCUCAAUGCCACCUUUUAUGGUCCAGUUAAAAAGGAAGAUGGAUCUGAAGUUGGUGUUGGUGGUGCACAAGUAACUGGUUCUAAUACUCGGAAGCACAUACUGCAAGUCUCCACUUUCCAGAUGACCAUAUUAAUGCUGUUUAAUAAUAGAGAGAAAUACACAUUUGAGGAAAUUCAACAAGAGACAGAUAUCCCUGAAAGAGAACUUGUUAGAGCCCUCCAGUCCCUCGCCUGUGGUAAACCAACACAGCGGGUCCUCACAAAAGAACCCAAAUCAAAGGAGAUAGAAAGUGGCCACAUAUUUACAGUUAAUGAUCAGUUCACAUCCAAACUACACAGAGUCAAGAUUCAAACAGUUGCAGCCAAACAAGGUGAAUCUGACCCAGAGAGGAAAGAAACAAGACAGAAAGUAGAUGAUGACAGAAAGCAUGAGAUAGAAGCUGCUAUAGUGCGAAUAAUGAAGUCUAGGAAGAAGAUGCAGCACAAUGUUUUAGUAGCAGAGGUAACUCAACAGUUGAAGGCUCGAUUCUUACCAAGUCCAGUUGUUAUUAAGAAACGUAUUGAAGGACUUAUUGAGAGAGAAUAUUUGGCACGAACCCCUGAGGAUCGCAAAGUAUACACAUACGUAGCAUAAAAUGCAUUCAGAAAUUUGAUUUAUUCUUGGACUGUACUUUUCGCAUGGACUGGGAAGUUCUUUUAAAUCAUUACUAUUAAGACGACCAUCUCUUCUGUUAAAUUGCAGUACAUGUUAUAGACCACUCAGAUCAAGCCUCUCCUUCCUCUGAGAGUUUUCAACAUCAGUUGAUUGAGCUUCAGGCUUUCCAACGUUAUCCCUGUAGAGAUCAUCUUUACAGUUCCUCGGGAAAAUGUGAAUGUGCCGCGUUUUGUUUUCAAUAUUGUAUGAAAACAGGAAAAAAAUAAAACAAAUUUAGAAAACACAGCUCAUUAAAAUAAAAUUGUUGGAUUUCAUUUCCCCAGGUCUUCAGUGUUGAUGUAAAUGUGUUUCUGUAGUGUUGCUUAUUAGCACUUUGCGCAUUGUGUAAGUUGGGUAGCAAAAAUGGCAACAGACAUACAAAGUUCCCAGUUUUCUUGCUCUGUUUGUGACAUUUCCUUAGCUGGUAUUGUUUAAAGGUUUGAUAAAUAUACAAAGACCCAGGCAUACAAUUGGCGCAUGCUUUAUCCUACCACUUGCACUUAUUAAUCUUCCAGCCUUAUGACCAAGAACCUUUGUUUGGCCAUGAGUACACACCCUGAGUUGUUUUGUCCCUAUUGUAAUUUGAGGUUUUCCAAAUUAAGUUCUAAGAUGACUAGGUUUUGCUCUGAGUUAUUUCUAGAGAAAGAAAAUAUUUUAGUAUGUAUAAAUUGUACAAUAAUUUUUUGCUGUUGUACUUACUGCUAAUAGUAGAUUGUAUAGGGUGGUGUUUUAUUUCAUUUAUUGUAGACAGAAAAAUAAACGAAUUUAGUAUUCACAUACACACUAACUCAAGUAUGUCAGAGCACAAAGGUGGCAGCUGGUUAUAUUUAAUUCAGUCCCUUUGAAAAGCACAUACAUUCUACCCUUUGUUUAUAAAUAACUUAGCCCCCAUCUCUGUCUCUGUCUCUCUCUCUCUCUCUCUCUCUCUCACACACACACACACACACACACAGCAAACACACAACAAACAGUUUAAAUAUAUAUUUUGGUGAAACUGGUACACCAUUAAUUAUUUCAAAAUGCUAUCUAAAAUUGCAAUAAAUAGAUUCACUUGGUAGUUUGAAGGAAGUCUUCAGUUCUUGCAGCUGUGUUUUGGAAAGUGAUUAAGCAAUAUUUUUCAAAUGUGAUGAUUCUUGGGUAUUUAGCUCUCCGUUGUCCUCUGAAGAGUCAUUUUCAUGUUUCCAGAGAUGUGCUUUGUGCUGGAGAUUUGUGUCCAUUGCUCUGUGCUUCCAACCAUCACUGAAGUUGUUUCCUACCCAAUUUAUCUGCCAAGGAUUAUAGUUUGCUUUAACAUCAGAGUAUUUUUAUCUUGCAUUUUAUUUAACUUCUUUUUUUUUCCCCUCUCUUACAAGGUAAUGUUUUAGAUAUGUAAUUGGGGGAAACCACUGUAGAUUUCUGUCAGAAAAAUGAAAUGUUACUGAGUUCAAGUAACCAACUCCCCAUUGAACAUCAAUACUGUUGCUAUGCUUAUUAGAAUGUAUGUCUCAGAAGAUUGUUUCUGUUUACGUUGAUGGUGAAGUUACAGUAACUGAAUUAUAAUAUGGAUUAAAAACUCCACAUAAAUAUUUUCCCCAUGCGUCUUGGAUUAUAAUUUCCCUUUUAGGCCUGCAAAUAUGCUUUUAUUUCAUUUAAAUUGCUUUUAUCUGUGCUGUACAAUUUAAGCCUUAUGACCUUGAUUUCUUCAUGUUUCCCACUUUUACGUGAGACAGUGAAGAUGUUAUCAAUAUAGAAAUUGCUGUGCUUGCACAGGUACCACAGAACGCUGAAGAGUUGCUUUCUCAUAUAGUUGGAAUUUUAACUAAAAAAGCUGCUCUUUAACACUUUGGAAGUGAGGACAGUUCUGGUUGUCAGCAAUUGAGGAAGCUAUGAAAGCUUCUGUUAUGAAGACUCCUAAGUCAGACAUUGAAAACAAAGUGCUAGCUCAAACCAUUAAAAUUUCAUUGAUGUCAUCUUCAGUAUGGCUGUACACAUCAGGUCUAGCAUAUGUAUAGGGACAUAAAGAUUUGAUACUUGUGCUUCUAGAUGCUUGCUUCUGGGUUAAAGUAAAUUUGCUGGGGAAUGCUGCUUCUACUACCUUACCAAAUUCUUGUGAUGCAUUUUGAUGUUUCUCCUCAGCAAUAGGUCAUUGACAUUUUUAUCUACUUUUAAUGUUUUGAAAAAAUAAUGUGACUAAAUUUUUUGUGACUCUUAGGGGAGAUGGAUAAUUUUUCCAGCUACAAAAAUGAUGUCACCUCUGUUCAUUAAAUGUUGUGUUGUAAUUCUUUGCUGUCGUUUUUCAUGAGGACAGCAAUUUAUUUUUAAAUUGUCAAUUUAAAAAUUGAAAAUUUAUUACAAUUAGGAAACAGCCUUAAAAAUAAAAAGGAAAUGGUUAUGAUUGCAA
Molecule: messenger RNA, 5181 nt
Organism: Chionomys nivalis (European snow vole)
Lineage: Eukaryota; Metazoa; Chordata; Mammalia; Rodentia; Cricetidae
Gene: Cul3
Product: cullin 3
Exons: 16
Coding region: 435-2741 (768 amino acids)
Biological process (GO): protein ubiquitination; ubiquitin-dependent protein catabolic process
Cellular component (GO): Cul3-RING ubiquitin ligase complex
Molecular function (GO): ubiquitin protein ligase binding
Source: RefSeq, a predicted model, not a curated record